CCUCUGUGACGUUUACCAGGAAGCGAAUGUAAACACAACAAUCGAAAGAGAAACGCAAAUUAUUAUGCUAUUCUGAAAAGGAUUUCUCGGUGUAGGGUUCUAGAAACUCCUUCUAAAGAGUUUUUCGAAAUGUAUGGAUAGGUGAAAUAUAUGAUUGUCAGUUUAGGAAGUGAAACGCAGUAGGUGUCAAAGCUAAUAUUUCGAGAUACCGUCAUGUUUGCCAUUAAGGCACCUGAGGAGGAGUCCCCAGACCCAGUGGAGGAGAUGGACACAUCAGAGGCUGUCUGGUGCUGGUAUUACCUAGCAGAGUGUGGAGUGUGGCACAUGUUUGAGAUUGAUCCAAGUGCAGCGUGCUCUGUGACCAGUGAGCAGAUAGAACAGAAUUACAGCAGGAAUCAGCAUGGUGUCAUGGAGUUUUACACGGCUAAGUACACAUACAGACUAGACUUCUCAGUCAUGAAGCAGAUCAAUGUCACGACUGGGAAACAACGGCCAAUCAAGCGAGCCUUCCACUCUGCUACAGGCUUUAGGUUUAUCUGUGAUAAUCUGGCCUUGCCUGUGCCCUGCCAUUGGGAGAGAAUAAAUACAGACGAGCCCUAUCAGCUUGUGUCAUUGGGCAGAGACACCUAUGAGUUCAAGGAGGUAGUCAGACUCUACGAGAGGACCAUGGGUCAUCCAAUCAAAUCCAUCCAGAGGAUACAAAAUCUAGAUCUGUGGGAGUUCUUCUGCAGGAAAAAACAGCAGUUGCGCAAGGUGAAGCGAGUGAUGGACAUCGAGGAGAAAAUGUUAUUUCACGGCACAGGCCACAGCAACGUACAGGCUAUAUGCACAUACAACUUUGACUGGCGACUCACUGGGAGCCAUGGAGACGUCUAUGGCAAAGGUAGCUAUUUUGCCCGAGAUGCCAAGUAUUCCAGCAAAUUCUGCCUCACGACAGGAAAACAUAAUUUUGCCUUGCAGAAACAUGGACUAGCCCCGCCGAUCUUUUCAAGCGAGCCUCCAUAUAAGACUAUGUUCCUGGCCAGAGUGCUGGUUGGGGAGUACACGUUAGGUCACCCCCUGUUCUGCCGACCACCAUCCAAGGACAUGAGCUACACCAACUUUUUUGACAGCUGUGUGGACGAUCUCGCCAACCCAAAGAUCUUCGUUAUCUUUGACUCAAACCAGAUUUACCCGGAGUAUCUUAUUGAGUUCUACUGACGCUUAUGGGAAGAUUGGGAAUGUUGUCACACAAAGUUCACAGGAUGGACUUGUAAUUACCAGGAAGUGACUGCAAUUCAAGAACAUAAGGGGGAGGGUAGAGGGAGGAGUGCCCGUGAUGACUUUUUCCUGUUCCAUAAAAGACUUGACUGGGACUUUGGUCACAUGAAGUGCCUUAAUGGUUUAAUUUUAGAAAACAAAAAUGACUAUACAAAGGGUUUAUGUUUCUACAGACACUGUAGAGUUUGUACAAAGUUGUUUGUCUAUUUCCUGUAUAUAAAGAGUUGUGAGGUAGUGCAAGUAGUGGCAUAUUUGGUAAGAAAGAAAAUAUGCGCACUGUUGGCAUGUUCCCAAAAUGUGUUAGCAACGUUUCAACCUGCCACAGAGCAUCUUGGGCAGGAAAACCCUUGGUUGUUGAAACAUUGCUAAUACGAUUCAGGAGCAUUCUAAUAGUGUCGUGUGCUGGUAUUCUUUUUUCUUUCUUUGACCAUAAUCAAGCAAAGUAACUACACUGAAAUACAGUUGCCCUCAUACUAUGUAUGUGUGUAGACUGUAUAAACACGGAGUACUAGAAUGCAAUAGAAUACUACCACACUGAUCCUGCAGACAGGUGAACAGUAGCAAACGUUACAGGAACAUUUAACUUUCACUGGUCCUAUAUAUAAGGAUCUCAUUCCACAGAUAGAUGUAAUGUAGGAAAAGAGCAGGUCAAUUAAUUUCUAACAAAUAUACUGAGCAUUAAUAUAGAGAGCAUUGAAACUCAGUCAAAUAUGACGGCAAGCAAACACCACAAUUGUCCAGUCACACCAUGCCAUGCAUGUUAUACUUGUCUCGUCUUGGUUUAGUAUACUGUAGCAGAUACAUUUUCUGAAAACGACGACAUAGGCUAGUGUUGCUUACCUAAUAAGCAGGAUGGGUAUAGUUUGUGCGUGUCAAGUGAUUGCCUUAGUUGAGGCCAAGACUUCAGGCAAUAUGGCUUUUGAUGGCCGAUGCAUCUUAAAAUCUGCUUUGCGGUGCAACUUUGUUGGUACCACUAGCAGUGAGGUAAGCUACCUGUUUGUGUGUGUGUGUGUGUGUGUGUGUGUGUAGUUAAUGUAUGCAUGACAAGCACUUUCUUACCCCUUUGCAAUCUACCUCCUUCAUUCAGCACAUUGUACAUGGUUCAACAGUAAAAUGAACUGUUGAAUAAUAAUGUCUUGGCUGAAUUAAACUUAUCGUUCCUCUUCACAAGAGGGUGCCAACGUUAUGUCAUAAUGGGAUAAUGUGUUUUAAUGUUCAUUAAUUAAGGUUUGCCAGUCCUCCAUGUCCGCUUUGAUGUAAUCUUGAUAUAGACUUGAUUUAGACUUACUGUUGUAAUCCACUGUAAA
Molecule: messenger RNA, 2567 nt
Organism: Esox lucius (northern pike)
Lineage: Eukaryota; Metazoa; Chordata; Actinopteri; Esociformes; Esocidae
Product: protein mono-ADP-ribosyltransferase PARP11
Exons: 8
Coding region: 214-1200 (328 amino acids)
Molecular function (GO): NAD+ poly-ADP-ribosyltransferase activity
Source: RefSeq, a predicted model, not a curated record